This is a messenger RNA of Pygocentrus nattereri (red-bellied piranha), 5671 nucleotides long. RefSeq names its product TBC1 domain family, member 10Ab (gene tbc1d10ab). Bases 1 to 1443 code for a protein of 480 amino acids. Lineage: Eukaryota; Metazoa; Chordata; Actinopteri; Characiformes; Serrasalmidae. The record is from RefSeq and is a predicted model, not a curated record. The transcript has 9 exons.
AUGGCUAAAACUCAGCUGCAAGGCGGUGGAGUGCAGCCUGAGGACGGACGGGGUUUUCGGGGAACGACAGAAAGCCUGGCCGAGCCGGAGAGCCCUUCGCUCGGAUCCCAGACUGAGCUGAACGGCUCCGCCAACAACGCUGAGAGACCCACAGACAAAUACGGAUUUAUUGGAGGAGCUCAGCAGUUUUCUGAAGACUCUGCUGAAGAAAUCCCUCCAGAGGUGCUGAGGCAGAGAGAGGUGAAAUGGCUAGACAUGCUCAACAGCUGGGACAAGUGGAUGAGCAAAAAACACAAAAAGGUGAAGUUGCGUUGUCAGAAGGGAAUCCCCCCAUCGCUCAGAGGGCGUGUCUGGCUCUAUCUCUGUGGAGGGAAGGUCAAGAAAGAGCAGAACAAGGACAGGUUCCAGGAUUUGGACCGUCAGCCUGGAGAUCCUAAAUGGGUGGAUGUGAUUGAGAAGGAUCUCCAUAGGCAGUUUCCUUUUCAUGAGAUGUUUGUGGCUCGAGGAGGCCAUGGGCAGCAGGAUCUGUUCCGGGUGCUGAAGGCCUACACACUGUACAGACCAGAGGAGGGGUACUGUCAGGCUCAGGCUCCGAUAGCUGCAGUGCUGCUCAUGCACAUGCCUGCUGAGGAAGCGUUCUGGAGUCUGGUGCAGAUCUGUGAGAAAUAUCUGCCGGGGUAUUAUAGCGCAGGCCUGGAGGCGAUUCAGCUGGAUGGACAGAUUCUUUUUGCUUUGCUGAAGCGUGUCUCCUCUGUUGCUCAUCGGCAUCUGAAGAAGCACAAGAUCGAUCCCAUUCUGUACAUGACUGAGUGGUUUAUGUGUGUGUUCUCCCGGACACUCCCGUGGGCCUCAGUGCUGCGUGUUUGGGACACGUUCUUUUGCGAGGGAGUAAAAAUCAUCUUCCGUGUGGGGCUGGUGCUGCUGAAGUGCAUGCUGGGAUCUCAGGAGAAGCUGAAGGCAUGUCAGGGUCAGUACGAGACGAUGGAGCUGCUUCGGGCCAUAGAGCCGCGCUACAUGAAGGAGGGCUUCCUCAUUAGAGAGAUUAUGGAGCUACCAAUCUCUGAGCGGGACAUUGAGAAGGAGCACCUCACUCAGCUGCGUUUGUGGAAGGAGUCGAGAGGAGAGUUGCACUGUAAAUCUCCUCCCAGAAUGCACGGUGCUCGCGCUAUCAUGGUAGCUGAACCACCCAGCAAGCAGGACCUGCGGCAGAAACCCACCAUCGCUGUGGACGUCCUCCCAAACUCCAAAAACACUGAGGAAGAGAGGGACAAGAAAAAGAAAAAAGGCAAGGAAAACACUACCUCUCGACCUGAGACAGCCAAUCAGCAUUCGUCAUUACAGGACAACCUUUUACCCGGCCAACCACAGCCCCUGCUGAAGGACACGCCCCUCCAGGGGUCCAAUCAAAGUCUAAGUAGUGCGGAACAUGACACAUACCUAUAGAGAGGCAAAACAUUAAGACAGAAAGAGAGAGGCUGAAUCCCAAAAGAACCCUAGUGGAUAAAUAAUGCACUACUUAGGUCGUAAAGUAUUGUUUUCAAGUAGGACUGCAUGAUACAGACAAAAUCCUGUUAUUGUUAUUAUAUUGGUGUACAUAUAAAGGGGAAUUCCACAUAUUUUUCAAAUUCAGUGGUUGAGAAAAGUGGUUUGAUGUGAAAUGGUUAAUUGUAGAGAAAUUUAGCGACACUUGGCGAUUUCUUUACAUAGUGGUGAUCGGAAAUAGGACUCUGACCACCAGUGAACCCACAUGUGUCUUCUGAGGUUUUUUUAUGUAAUGUAGAUGGUAAAAUAGUGGAAUAUCUGAAAAAUAAGCUUUCUUUGGGACCUAACUUUCCUCAUUACACCUUGCAUGGCAUAAUCCUCCAGCAUAAACAGAUUAAAAAAUAUUUUUAAACUAUCAUAAUACUAUGUGUCAGACAUCAGACCAUAGCCAUGUAAUAACUCUCUGUGAGGGAGCUUUAGAGGUGGAGGUCUGGUUCCCAUCACCACCACUGUGAACCAUGCUGACUCAGUAUGUUUCUCUAGGACAGGGCAUUUCACGUCACACCACUCUGAGUUUGUUUGCAUUUUGACAGUUUAAUCAAGCAGACAUUUUGAAGAAUUGAAGGCAAUCCUGUUUAAAGACUCCGAUAUCAACCUGGACUGUUUUGACCAAAAAAAUACUUUCGUUAGGUUGUGUAAAUGAUUCAUAAAAACGCCCACAGACACAGUAAUUACUCACAAAUCAAUUUGCUUUCAUAAUAAAAUCUCAUCUUGUAAAACAUUUACUUUAUACAAGGAAAAAGCAUUAAUUGAAAUGGCCUGUAAUUUUCAUUCAUUAUGAAAUAGUAGCACAGAUUAAAGGGCAGUUGGUGUUUGCAAAUGGCUCAAAAUAAAUAAAGAGAAAACACACUAUGAUUUUAUUAAAUUAGAUACGUAAAAGUCCUAAAGAGCUUGAAUUCAAGAAUAGUUUGGUUUAUAUACACAGUAAUUAUACAUAUUCUGGGUUAUAUACUAUGAGUUGGAAGUACAGAUGUGAGAUGGGAAUUGGGUGAUUGUCAAUACCCAAUUUUUUUCACAUACUGAUAACAUUGAUGUUGAUACAUAAACAUUUACAAAAUGUAGAAAUUGAAGUUAUCAAUUUAAUAAUUCAGAAAUUUGAAAUAUUGGCCAAAUCCAUGUCUGCCUUUUUAAAGUAUCUGCUGAGAUAUGUUGGUAUUUCUCCACAAUAUAUACAAAAUACUAGUAUAAUGAAUAUAGUAUUACAUAUUGUGCUUUUGAUACAAAUUACAAUAUAAGGACAAAUACUGAUAAGUCAUUAAUAUGGUGAAGAUGCAUCAUUUUUACUAAAAUAAUUAACUUUUGUUGGAUUACAUAAAACCCAUGAUUGGUCACCGUGGCCUCACUAACUCACCUGAAUCAGUAAAAACACUCUUAAUUGGUUAGAGGAGCUGUUUCAGUAUCAGUAAUGCAAAAGCCAAUAUCUCAAUAACGAAUAACUAACUACACACUAUGCAGCCCUAGUUUUUUACACAAAGGUAGUGCAAUAUGUCCAGUAAGAUGCCAUUUGGGAUUCAGUCAAAGAGAGAGAGAAAGAAGGUGGAUGAGAGAAUCCGGUGGCGCCAUAAAUGGGACACAGCCUCUGCAUAAACAGCGGCACAUCAGAUGCCUCAAAGCAUCACCCUGACCUGUGAAUGUUUACUAAUUGACAUUUCUGUGCUCUGUCCACAAAUGCACCCUUUUGUAGCAAAAUUGACAUUGAAGGGGAAUUUAUCUAAAUUUCUGCCCAAUUCAGUUCUUGAGUAAACAAUGUCAGCUAUAAGUUUACUGCACAGUGAAUGAAUUUUUAAAAAUGGGCCAGAAUCAUCUUAAAACUAUUGUGAAACAAAGUUUCAGACAUCAAGCUUUCCAUUUAUAACCGGUAAGUUUCUCUGGAACAGAGCAUUUUACAUGAGACCACUCUGAGUGACUCUGUUUACAUCUUAACCAUACAGAAUUUUGAAUAUUUGUUGUAAUUCCCCUUUAAUAACAGACUCUAAAUGUAGGCAUUGUGGUAUAAAUUGAGUUCUGUACCACAUUAGAUUGAAUGAGCUUUUAACCAGCAUUCUGUAAAGCUUUUCUAACCUAGUAACAGUUGCUAUGAAAGGGCAUAUUUGUAGGUGGAGCCUGGAUAGUCAAUCAUGACUGAAGUGCAGCACAGCUGCCCACUCUCAGGUGUCUUCAUCCAAUCUGACUGGACUGCAGUUCCCGGAAUGCAAUGGGAGCAAUCAAAUGGGAACAGUGGAGUUUGCAGUUUUUGUUUAUUUUCCACUAUGAGUUCUUUCACGUCCUCUUACUUAAUGAAGGAAUGUAUAUACGUACAUAUGUUCUUUUUUUCCAUAUAAACUGAGGAUGACCAAGUGCAGUGGCAGUUAUCUUUCUGAAGGAGCAGGUCUAAGCUUAAAGCAUCUCAGAUCAAGGUCAUGACUGAAACAUCACUGUGUGAUAGUGAGAUCAAAAGGCAGAAUUUUUACUGCAUUUUAGCAGGUUGUUUUCUGUAGAAAGACGCUAAUAUCUGAUAUGGAUGCUGUUUCCGUUCAGCUUCUUCUGUUUGCAGUAAUUGUAGCGUUCCUGUUUUACAUCAUUUCCAGUCUCAGGAGUCAAUCGCAAGCGCUUCGUUGGCUGCUGAAAUCAAGUGUGUUGCUUCUGGAGAGUUUUUUAGCUUUUAAUCCACAGUUUCCCAGAAAAUUACAUGUUCAUCAUUACAUGUUCGAAUGGAUUACUUACUGGUGAAGAUUGAAUUGUUGCACUUUUAAAUUUACCUCUUGCAUUUAAAAGCUUCCUAUUUUUACAUCAAAUUAAGAUGAAUUGGUAGGUAUACAGAAAUGCUAGUAUAGCAUUUUUACUUGUCCAAAUGGAAUUUCUGAUAUUAAGAAAGUGUGCUUUAAAAGCUAAAACACUUUGUAGGCUAGAAAAUAUAUGGCUAAUUUUGCUGCAUGCAAUUUGUGGUUUUGGCCACUAGAGGCUGCACUUGGGCUGUUUUUUUUGUUCUUUUAGCACGAGAGAGCCAAAAUUUCUGUGAAGUGUGAAGUCAUAUAAUGUCUCUGUCCAAAAAAGCCAAAAAGCCAAUCUCCUCCACAUUUUCCAUUUUUAUUUUUGCAUAAUUGGACAUAGCAGCUGAUUUUUACAAAAGAUGCUCCAAAAUUGAUCUGAAUGACAUCUCUUUUCAUUAACUUUCUCUUUUAAAGUUACCACACACUUUCUUUCUUUUUUGGACAGCGAUGAUAUAGCAAGAUGCUUCAUAAUUACAUAGAAAGUGCAGUUGUAUAGUUUCCAUAUCUCACAGGGGCCAGUGUUUUCUACCCAAAGACCAAAGACAGCUUUUCUUUUGUGUUCUGGUAUUACAAAACAGUUUAUUGCCUAAUACAGACAGUUUGAUUAGGAAUAACACUACAGCAGUUAUUGUAAGAAUUGUAAGAGGCACAGAUGAGACUGAACACACACAGACUUUACGGCUGCAGCGUAGUUGUGCCAAAAACUUGGGAGACAAAAACAGAAUAAUUCAACUACAUUUAUUUUCCACAGUGUCCUGACUUUCAGAUUAUUACGAUGAUGGAGGCUUUUUAGGCCAAACUGCAGCAUAAACAUCAGCCCAGUUCAGUCCUAUUGUAUGUGCAGUAUGAAUGUUGACAAUAAGACUUGAUCCUCAUCAAUCCAACACACAUGGGAUGAGUGCGUGAAAAUAUGUGGGACCUUUUUUGUUAUGACAAGGAAUAGUUCAUUUUGAGACCAAGUCCAUCAGCUUCAUAAUAUGAUGUAGCUGUGAUGAGUCAUAAACAAGUGGGAGAAAGUUUUCACACAAUAAAAGUUCUGUUCUUCAACCUAAUGUUUAUUUAACACUUCUGUAGCAUACAAAUAAUUUCUACAGUCAAUUCUGUGUGAUUUGUGAAACACACCUACAGUUCUGUGCAGAUUCAGAGACCAUCAUUUAUUUAUUUUUCACUUAAAAACAGCAUAAAUAUUUCGUUAUUACUAACUUACUAAUUAAAUUACUAUUUAAGUUAUUCACUCAUUUAUUGUCAGUGUCCAUGUUCAGUGAGUCACUCUGUACCUUUAUUCCAGCUUCCAUUCUUUUCAGGAGACUCACUUUCAGCUUCUCACAGAAUCUGCAGACACACGUCCACAGUUCAGUCUUAGAAGUUGGUUGAUCAUU